AUUUCCGGCCUCGUGGGAGAGAGACAAACUACCCGGGGUACUUGGGGACAGGGAGGGUCAUUUAAGUCGAUUUGAAGGUUAAGAAAGGGUUUAUCAGGAAGGCCCGCCUGAAUGAGUUUUGAAGAGUGAGUGGGAGUUAACCCCGUGGAAAAGGGAGUGAAAGUGUGACGGGUGUUCCAAGCAGAGCGUAAGGAACGGCUGGAACUAUAUGUGAAGGCGAGAGCUUUGUUUUAGGAUGUGUGGGAGAUGUGAGAGGAGAAAUGACUGCAAAGAAAGAUGUCAUUUGUCAGAGUGAACCGUUACGGUCCCCAUGGAGGAGGAAGGAAAGCACUGAAAGUAAAGAAGAAGAAAACGUCAGUAAAGCAAGAAUGGGAUAACACUGUAACUGAUCUAACCGUUCAUCGGGCAACUCCUGAAGAUCUGAUCCGUCGUCAUGAAAUACACAAAUCGAAGAAUAGAGCAUUAGUACACUGGGAGCUCCAAGAAAAAGCUUUGAAGAGAAAAUGGAAGAAGCAGAAACCGGAACUUUCUAAUCUUGAGAAAAGGAGAUUGUCUCUCAUGAAGGAGAUUCUUUCUGAUCAAUACCAGAUGCAAGAUGUAUUGGAAAAAUCUGAUCAUUUGAUGGCUACAGCAAAAGAUCUGUUUGUUGAUUUUCCUCGUAGGCGCACAGGGUUUCCAAAUGUAACAAUGGCUCCUGAUUCCUCUCAAGGUCCCAUUGUGGUAAAUCAAGACCCUGUCACCCAGGCCAUCCUUAGUGAAUCUGUUAUUGAGCCUCAGGCUCUUAAUGAAGUCGAUGAUGACCAACGAGAAGGAACUGUUAACAGCCAGUCAGAAGAAAGUGAGAAUGAGUUGGAUAACUCUCUAAGCUCUCAGUCAAACACAAAUGCGGACACGUUUCUCCACCAAAUAAAGGAAGAUAAUUCCGAGUUAAUUAAUAAACUACGGACUGAUAUUCAGCAGAAAGUAGCAACACAAUCACAAAUAACAACCUCUUCAGGAACUCCAUCAUCUGCUUCUCCAUCAGGAGAACAAAAAGCUGCUCUGAAUGCUACCAAUGCUGUUAAGAGAAUCCAUACGAGGCUUCAACUGGAAGAAUCUACUGAGACUCUAGACUCAAGCUCUGUAGUGAGACAAGUGCUGAACUCAAGGAAGCAAAAACAGCUGCUAAAUAAAGUGAAAAGAAAACCAGAUUCGCGUGCUCCUUCCAAACAGAAGAAUAGCGUGUUAUCAGCCAGCACAGCCUCCACACACUUACCGAAUAGCAGUAACCCCAGCCUAGAUGUCCUCAAGCACAUGAUACACGAAGUGGAGCAUGAAAUGGAAGAAUAUGAGCGGUGGACAGGACGCGAGGUCCGGGGGCUCCAGAACAGUCAGGGUCUCACCGGCUUCACCCUGUCGCUCGUGAGCUCCCUCUGCCGCCUGGUUCGCUACCUUAAAGAGAGUGAGCUCCAACUGCGUAAAGAAGUAGAGACAAGGCAGCAACUGGAACAAGCAUUAGGCGAACAUCGAGAGCUGAUUGAUGCUCUGACAGCUGAAAUUCUUCUGCUUAGAGAAGAAAAUACUGCUACCCAGGCAAGACUUCAGCAGUACAUGAUCACAACAGAUGAGCAGCUUAUAUCACUCACACAUGCCAUUAAGAACUGUCCUGUGAUAAAUAACAAAGAAACUCAGGCAUUAGAAAGGGGAGCCACAAGUAGAAAUAUGGACAGUCCGGAGGGUCCAGCUGUAAAUGCUAAUGUCUCCGUGCCAUUGAUGUUCAGAGGGGAAGAUGUGGUUGAAUUCCCACAGGAAGAUUUGCCUGUUAAACUGUCUCAGGUGCCAAACCCUCCAGAAAGCGGGAGUCUGGCCAGCAGUUUUCCAGGGCACGUAUGUGAGCCAGCAGUAUUGUUAACACCGCCCAGGCAGAAAAGCAACUCAGAAUUCUCUCCUUUGCAGGAUGUGUUGAGGAGGACCGUUCAAACUCGUCCUGCUCCACGAAUUCCUCCAACCGUGGAAAUAAUUGAGAAGGAACAAAAUUGGGAAAAGAAGACCGUACCUACUGGCACAGACAUUCAGAAUUCAAGUGAAGAGAGUCAUCUGUUUACUCAGAGGUGGAGGGCCUCUCACAUGGGAGAAGAUUUGCAGAACAAAACCCAGGCUCCUUUCGUUAACCUCUCACAGCCCCUCUGCAAUUCCCGUUCAAGCACUCAGCAAUCAAGAAACCCCACACUCUCAGAAGAACCCCCAGUAUUGGGAGAUGGGCAACAGCUUAGAACAAAUGAGACAUUAAUACAAAGAAAGGACAUCAUGGCACGAAUUGCUGAGUUGACACUGCAGAAUUCAGCUAUCAAGGCACAUCUGAAUAAUAUUAUUGGGCCAGGGGGAGAGCAAGGGGAUGGACUUGGGGAGUUUAACAAACGGGAGAGGAGUCAUGCCAGCGACAUGACCUCUACUUUUCCAGCAGUACAACCUCUAACCCCAAGUAGCAUGGAGGAGCGGAUUGCAGAAUUGAAUCGACAGAGUAUGGAGGCUCGUGGAAAACUCUUGCAAUUAAUAGAGCAGCAGAAACUUGUUGGUUUGAAUCCUUCCUCUCCACCAGUAUCACCUAUUCGGUCACCUCUCGGAGCAUGGACUGAAGGAGGAAAGAGGAUGAUUGAGGUAUCUAUUCCAGUAGCGGAAGCCCCAGAAAGCUCAAAAUGCAGUACUGUCUCUCCUACCAGUGGGCUAAAUUCAAGAAGAUCUCCAGGGGCUACUAGUAAUUCUUGUUCUCCAUUAAAUGCCACCUCGGGAAGUGGGCACUUGACACCUCUUAAUCCAAGAGCAAAGAUUGAGAAACAAAAUGAAGAAGGCUGGUUUGCUCUUGCUACCCACGUGUCAUAAGUGAGGUCGAGUUGUAGAGUUUGUUCUCAGUAAUAUAUUCUUGAGUUUCCACUCCCCUUUCCCUGCUCCUGCUUUCAAGUUUUUAUGUUCUUCUUUCAGAUAAAACUUACAAAGAUCUCAUGACUUAGUACUAAUAGAACAAAGAAAUAAAGCAAUUAUUUUAAUUUUGACCUUUUCAAAUAGAUUUCCAACAAACAAACAACCUAUAACAUCUUGUGAAUAAAAUUUUGACUAGAGGGAAAUUAA
This is a messenger RNA of Balaenoptera musculus (blue whale), 3105 nucleotides long. RefSeq names its product spindle and centriole associated protein 1 (gene SPICE1). The transcript is spliced from 18 exons. Bases 277 to 2859 code for a protein of 860 amino acids. Gene Ontology annotation, biological process: mitotic spindle assembly; metaphase chromosome alignment; regulation of centriole replication. The record is from RefSeq and is a predicted model, not a curated record. NCBI's taxonomy places the organism in Eukaryota, Metazoa, Chordata, Mammalia, Artiodactyla, Balaenopteridae. Gene Ontology annotation, cellular component: centriole; centrosome; spindle.